Molecule: messenger RNA, 1045 nt
Organism: Coffea eugenioides
Lineage: Eukaryota; Viridiplantae; Streptophyta; Magnoliopsida; Gentianales; Rubiaceae
Product: mitochondrial inner membrane protease subunit 2
Exons: 5
Coding region: 310-819 (169 amino acids)
Biological process (GO): mitochondrial respiratory chain complex assembly
Cellular component (GO): mitochondrial inner membrane peptidase complex; membrane
Molecular function (GO): serine-type endopeptidase activity
Source: RefSeq, a predicted model, not a curated record
CCCGAGUCUGCCUUUCAUUCUUCUUUCCUCCUUCUCCUUUCCAAAUUUCACCACCGCCCGCCGCCUUGCGUAUGAUAUGAGAGCCUCCUUGUCUUCUUCGCCCUUUUAUUUUUGUUCCUCCUUCUCUUGAACCUCUGCCACCCAUCUACUGUUUGGUGAAGAGUCUGCAAAGAGAGCAUUUUGGGUUGAAGAUUGAUUUGCUAUUUCUGUCUUUCUGUGCAAUUUCUCACAAAUUGGACACGGAGUCUUAUUCCUUUGGUGAAUGUAUUUCAGAUAUGGUUUCUGGGCUUAGGUGAUUUUGGUGCACAUAUGGGGACUCGAAAUUUUUUAUGGAACUCGGCUAAGAAGUUUUUCACCAUUGGCCUCAUAGGCCUUACGGUAUCUGACCGGUAUUUUAGCAUUGUUCCUGUUCGAGGUUAUUCAAUGUCUCCUACUUUUAAUCCCCAAAUCAGCAGUUCUACAGGAUCCUUGACUGAUGACCGUGUCCUUGUGGAGAAAUUUUGCCUCGAAAAGUACAAGUUCUCAUGUGGUGAUGUGGUGGUCUUCUGCUCUCCUAGUAAUCAUAGGGAAAUGCAUAUAAAGAGAAUAACUGCCCUACCUGGUGACUGGAUCAGUACUCCUCACUCUUACGAUGCUAUUGUGGUCCCGAAAGGGCAUUGCUGGGUUGAGGGUGACAAUUCAGUGUUUAGUUUGGACUCAAGAUCCUUUGGACCGAUUCCUUUGGGUUUGGUUCAUGGAAGGGUCACACAUAUUGUCUGGCCUCCCCAAAGAGUUGGUAAAGUUGACAAAAGAAUCCCUCAGGAGCAUUUGCCUUUCUAAUUUUUUUUUUGAGUUUGUCUUCUGUACGUUCUACCAAUUUUUGCCUAUGCUAAAUUGAUUAAGAUAUAUUCUUCAGAAGUUAAGAGUUUAAGGUGGAGCAAUAUUAUCUUAAACUCUUCAGGCUACAAAUUAUUGUUGGGUGGAGAUUGUGCAAUUUUGGCUCCUUUUUCUUAAUGACAUUUGUUGUUUCUUGUAUAAGGCAAUUUUCAACCAUCCUGUUUGAGUU